Messenger RNA from Pogoniulus pusillus (Red-fronted tinkerbird), 4385 nucleotides. It is a transcript of the gene DMRTA2, whose product is annotated as DMRT like family A2. Gene Ontology annotation, cellular component: nucleus. The transcript is spliced from 3 exons. Bases 781 to 2151 code for a protein of 456 amino acids. The record is from RefSeq and is a predicted model, not a curated record. Lineage: Eukaryota; Metazoa; Chordata; Aves; Piciformes; Lybiidae. Gene Ontology annotation, molecular function: RNA polymerase II cis-regulatory region sequence-specific DNA binding; protein binding; DNA-binding transcription factor activity, RNA polymerase II-specific. Gene Ontology annotation, biological process: sex differentiation; regulation of transcription by RNA polymerase II.
GGUGGCCAGCGCGCUCUACCUGCAGCUCCGGCCGCGAGGUGGGCCGCACGCGCCAGGCGGCGGCGUGUCCCGGGGGGCGCGAGGGCCCUGCCCUACUUCGGAGCUGCCUUGCUCCGCUUCGGCCCUGCGCUGGUGCGCCGGCUCCGUCGGCUCUGCCUGCGCCAACUGCUCCGAAGCCGGUUCGCUGCCGCGGCCUCGGCUGCUUGUGGCGAGAGAUCCUGUCGUUGAAGGUGCCGGAUUGCUUUUCGAAGGGACACUUUUAAUCUGCGGUCGUAGUUAAAGGGGGAAGGGGAAUCUGAGAGUAGAGAACAGCGCGGGUUUACAGGGGGUCGCCGCGGGCAGCGGCGAUCCCGCAAGCGCGGACAGCAGAGCUCGGCUUUGAACCCGAAGCGAUGGACUUGGUGUUACCCUGAUAGAUGCGCGUGGAGAGCAAGUAGGCGAGAGAGAUAUAAGUUCUCUUGGAUUUUCUUUAGAUUCGCUUUCCAGGCGCGGACGGGAGGCGAGCACAGAAGGGCUCCUGUCGGCCUCUUCCUCACCUGAACUUCUACUCCGGAGCCCUGUGCCGGGCAACAGGGGCGGCGAGCAAGGCGAGGGAAUAGGCGUUGGGGUUUGCAUGACCGCACGCGGGGCUCCGAGUGCCGCCCACUCGUGAUCAUCCCUGAAGGCGCUGGGCGCUUCUUCGUGUCUGGGCGCGGGUGCGUCGCGGGGUCUUCCCCGCCCCGCGUUGCUUUUGGGGAGGCCAGGGAGGGGAUCUCGCUCUUUCGGGACGGACUUGCUAGGAUGGAGCUACGGUCUGAGCUGCCCAGUGUGCCCUCCGCUCCGCCCCCGGUACCCCCCAGCUCGGUCGCGGCUGCGGCUGCGGCAGCAGCGGCCACGUUGCCGGUGAGCGUAGCGGGGAGCUUGCUGCGGGCACCGCCGCUGUUGCUGCGGGCAGCCGAGAAGUACCCUCGGACGCCCAAGUGCGCCCGUUGCCGCAACCACGGCGUGGUGUCGGCGCUGAAGGGCCACAAGCGGUACUGCCGCUGGAAGGACUGCAUGUGCGCCAAGUGCACCCUGAUCGCUGAGCGGCAGCGCGUCAUGGCGGCACAGGUGGCGCUGCGCCGCCAGCAGGCCCAGGAGGAGAACGAGGCCCGCGAGCUCCAGCUGCUCUACGGCACUGCCGAGGGGCUGGCCCUGGCGGCCGCCAACGGCAUCAUCCCGCCCCGGCCAGCGUACGAGGUCUUCGGCUCCGUCUGCGCUGGAAGCGGCGGCGAAGGAGGCGCCGGCGCCUCAGAAUCCAAGAUGCAGAAGUUCGAGCUAUUCCCUAAGACACUGCUGCCGAGCCGCGCCGUCACCCCGCAGCAGGCGGGCGGGAAGCCCCUGUCCCCGGACGGCGAGUCCGUACCCGGCACCUCCUCCCCAGAAGCUCGUCACGGCUCGGGCUCGGAGAACGGGGACGGCGAGUCCUUCCUGAGCUCGCCCGUCUCCAAGGGCCCGAAAGAAGGGGAGGAGAGCCCGGGUUCAAUCAGCCCACUGGGCUCGGACUCAGGCUCUGAGGCGGACAAGGACGAACAGGACCCAUCGCCCUCGGCCGGCGGCCGACAGCGGACUCCCAUCGACAUCCUGACGCGCGUCUUCCCGGCGCAUAAGCGAAGUGUACUGGAGUUGGUGCUGCAGGGCUGCGGCGGGGACGUGGUACAAGCCAUCGAACAGAUCCUUAACAACCGCGGCCCAGAGAAGGGCCCUGAGGAGGGCUGGGCUCGGGACGGCGCCUUGCAAGGUCUUCCACCCAGUCCCGCCACCACCGCCGCCCAUCACCGGCCCUUGAUAGCCGGUGCCAUGGCCCCCGCCAUCGGCACUCUGGGCAGCCGCUCUGCCUUCUCCCCGCUGCAGCCCAACGCCACGCACUUCGGGGCCGAGGCCGGCGCCUACCCCCUGGGCACCCAUCUGGGACUCAACCCCCUGCGCCUCGCCUACUCGGCUCACAGCCGGGGACUGGCCUUCAUGACUCCCUAUUCCACGGCCGGGCUGAUGCCCACCCUGGGAUUCCGGCCGCCCGUGGACUACGCCUUCAGUGACCUCAUGCGGGACCGCUCUGCCGUGCACAAGGAGCAGGUCUACUCUGGCGGGCUCUACGGGCCUAUGGUCAACAACAACCCUGAGAAGCAAUAGCAGGGGUGGCUUCCUAAAGCUCAUCUGUGUAGGGGUAGUUAGAUAGACACGGGUGGCUUUCUCUCCCCUCUCCCCCGUACAGGCGGUGAUUGAGUGCAGAGCCCGGCGCGGACAGAUGUAGGUGUGUUAAAAUGGUGAUCAAGGUGCACUUUCAUUGUCCAGACAUGAGUCACUCUGUUGCUUAUGGCCAUAAGCAUGGGUAUUCUUGGUGUGUCGGGUGUGUGCACACAUGCUCACACACACAUUCCUUCCCACACACAUACAUACAUAUAUAUAUAUGUAUACUAGCAAGUGUAUAAUGUUAUAAAAUGGAAAUCUAAGUUAUUAAUGUAACUCGUAGGUGAACUUGGUAUUAACGUUAAGCUAAAGGUUAGGCAGCUCAUUGUAAUACUUACCAGGCAUAUAGGUGAAACGUAUUGUCAAUCUGAAAGCCUUUUCCUUCCUACCCCCAGCAAUGCUGUAUAUAACAUUGGAAAGUAGGUAUAUUUGUAACUGUCCGUAGGACCCUGGCACCAGCGGUGUGUGAUGGUUUAACCAAGCCUCCUUCAUUUGUGAUCUGCAAGAAAAUUGCUUUCUUGUUCCAAUGUAGCAAACUUCUUGCUGUUCCUAACAGGUAAUUCCGUGUUUCCAUUUCAUAGAAAUAAAUGUUAUUUUCUAUUAAAAAAAAAAAAAAAAGGUCUUAUAAAUGGCAAAUGGUAUUUUAUGAGCCAGUGGAAGUGUGUUUGGGAAAUACAUUUGAAAAAUAUGGUAAAUAUUGAAAGGAGUUUGUGCAAUUAGCACAAAUAUUUACUACAUUUUUAUCAUGGUCAAAACAGAUAUUCUUCAGAAAAUUUAUAAAUAAAAAUGAAGCAUACAAACCAGAGCAAUUUCUUUACCAACUGAAAUUGUCAAAUAUGUUUAUUUUUGGUUCAUUAAAAAAAAACCAAAACUGUUUACAUCAGAAGGAAAAAAAAUUGGAUUUGUAAAUUGAAGCAGUUUUAAAUUUUUUCUUCAAUAUUUCACCAUUUUUUAUCACAUCUAGGAAACCUGGCAUUGUCACAGAGAAGAAAAGCACAGUUAAAGCAAAUGUCUGCCUGGCUUGCCGCGAGUUGUGCAGCAGCAGAGAUAUAUUUUUUUUUUUCCCUCUCGGCUGAAAUUUGAAUGUGUUUCGAUGGUUUCUGUAUCAUCAUAAACAAAGGGAUACCUAACGGUGAUGGGCUAUCAGAACGUGUCUGCAACAGAAGAGAAUGAAUUAAGACACCACAAACUCACUGCCAUGGAUACGAGCAGGGGAGGUUUUGUUGCUUUACUUUUGGAGCUCAAUGUCCUUCCAAAGCUGCCUCCCAUUUCAAGAGUAAAAGUACACGUGGGUUCGUUAUUUUGUUUGCGGUUUGGUUUUAUUUGUUUGCUUUUAGUUUGCUGUUGUUUUUUGAUUUUGCGGUUUGGUAUUAGUUUGUUUGCUUUUAGUUUGUUGUUGUUUUUUUGAUUUUACACCUUUGCACCUUCUUUUCUCUCACUUCCCGCCCCCCUCCCCCCUUUUUUUUUUAAUUUAUAAUGGUGUCCGACUACUCUCCAAGAUCAGAAAGCAAGCAAGGCAUUCCUCCCUCUGUUUACUUAUUUCUUGCGACAAGUCGGAGGGCAGCGGGCAUAGCCCCAGCACCCAGAGAGCCUGAUCCUUCAGAAGGCUGGAGCACGAUUUUCCUACCAGUCCUGAGAGCGUUUGGCCCGGAAAAACUAUUACUCACACAGAACAAGUGCAGUGCAUGGUUGAAUUAAGACUGUAAAAGCUCCUAAAGUUGGUUGGUAUGGAAACCUAAUCCCACCGAACCGCUCCGUGGCACAGCUGGACUGUUUACUUUCUCACUUCAAAUAUAACUGUGUAAACAUUGGCUCCGAGCUGACAGCGCGGCUCCUACCAACCAGUUAAUAUACUGGUGGGGCUGGGAGGAGAUGCACCCCACCGUAGCUACCGAAGGAAGCCCCUGGGUAAAAUCAAAGGACGGGAGCAAGUAAGAUGCAGUUCUUCCUUCCCUCACGCAAUUGAUCUGGCUGGAUACAAUUUUAAGACUGUCUUUAAAAACAAGGGGGGGAAAAGAGUAAGUAAAUAUUACAGAUUACACCCAGGUAAAUACCUUUGACCCUGACCCAUCUCGGGAGCAGCCAAAUCAAUAUCACAAGGGAAACUUUUAAGAGUCUCGUGUUCCAAGAGUGGGUGAAACUUAAUAUUACUACAAUAAAACGGUUUAAUAAAGAAA